CAGGGGAGUAGGUGAGAAACAGGGGAGUAGGUGAGAAACAGGGGAGUAGGUGAGAAACAGGGGAGUAGGUGAGAAACAGGGGAGUAGGUGAGAAACAGGGGAGUAGGUGAGAAACAGGGGAGUAGGUGAGAAACAGGGGAGUGGGUGAGAAACAGGGGAGUAGGUGAGAAACAGGGGAGUAGGUGAGAAACAGGGGAGUAGGUGAGAAACAGGGGAGUAGGUGAGAAAGGGUAUAGAAUCUAUGGCAGAUCAAAGGCUACAUCAGGCCCUCUGUCAUACCACACAAACACAUGCACACACACACUCUCUCUCUCUCUCUCUCUCUCUCUCUCUCUCUCUCUCUCUCUCCGUCACAUGGCCCUGUACCUGCUCUACCUCUGCUUCCCCUUGCACACUCAUCUGCAUAUCCCUUGCACUGCACUAUAAAUUCCUCCAGAAACGGGCACUUAUUCCUUCAUAAAUCUCUUCCUUGUCACUUUCAAAUUACAGAGAUUUAUUCACAGAUGAACAAGCCAGAGCAGAGUCGAGAAAGGGAACAGGGGAGAAAGGGGGGAGGGAAACCUCUUCAUCUUUUUAUGACCAACAUGGCGGGUGGUGUGGUGUGUGUAUCUGCAUAUGCCCUUUGUGUGUGUCACACUGGUGGCAGCCCCAGAGCAGGAAGGGUGUGCGCCCUCCAACAAAGCCUUGACAACUCCCCGUGCCACAAUCUCAUCUGUUCCAGUCAGCGCACUCCUCAAAAACUAUUUAACUUUCAUUAAACAGUUUUUGAUAUGGGCUGAGAAAGGAAGGCAUGAAGCGCCCGUAACGCUCAUAUGCUCUCAUUCAUUCUAGCUACUGCUGUUUCUCCCUUUUCACUCCCUCUCUCUCCCAGACUUACUCUCUUUCUCCCUAUGUGACGGUCUAUCCUCUUUUCUCCCCCUCUCCAUCUCCCUCUGCGCUCUCUCCCCUCUCUCUCUCCAUCUCACUCUCAUACCCUGUCCCCCCCUCUCUCUCCCUUUCUCUCAUUCUUUGUCUUUCAUUCUCUCCCUUUCAUUCUCUUUCUCUUAUUCUCUCAUUCUCUCUCUCUCUCUCUCUCUCUCUCUCUCUCUCUCUCUCUCUCUCUCUCUCUCUCUCAUUCUCUCUAUCUCUCAUUCUCUCUAUCUCUCUCCGUCUGUCUCUCUCUCUCUGUCUCUCAUUCUCUCUUUCUCUCUUCUCUCUCUCUCUCUCUCUCUCUCUCUCUCUGUCUCUCAUUCUCUCUCUCUCUCUAUCUCUCUCAUGUCCUCUCUCAUUCUCUCUAUCUCUCUCAUUCUCUCUCUGUCUCUCUCUGUCUCUCUCUGUCUCUCUCUCUCUCUCUCUCUCUCUCUCUCUCUCUCUCUCUCUCUCUCUCUCUCUCUCUCUCUCUCUCUCUCUCUCUCUCUCUCUCUCUCUCUCUCUUUCUCUGGCUGUCUGUCAGGAUAGCAUGCAGGUUGGUUAAAUGAGGAACCUUUGAAGCUGUAGUUAGUGCUCACAUUCCUCUUUUCCUUUGUGUGCGUCUCCUACUGUUGAAACAGUGAUUCAUGUACUGCUCGUCCAACCUCCAUUAAUUUCAUGUAAUGUAGCUUUUAUCUCCGUCACUGGGACCACUAUCUCCUCCACCGUCUCUCUCUCUCUCUCUCUUUCACUCUUUCCUUCUCUCUUUCUCUCUCUCAUACACACACACAGCCUUACUCUCUCCUUUUCUCUUUAUCUGUCAUCUCACUUGCAGAUUAUUUUCUCUUUCUCUCUCUUUCCCAAGGUAACUGGUUCUAUUACUUACCUACUUCUGCCCCUGUUAGAGGUCAUUGUGGCAGUUCACCGUGUGUGUGGGUAUUGGGAUGGUGUCAUUCACUGGCAGUUUCAUCAAAUCAAAUUUAUUUUACACGUCACAUGCUCCGUAAACAACAGGUGUAGACUAACAGUGAAAUGCUUACGGGCCCAUCCCAGACAUUGGUGCUGCUUGCCGUGCGGUAGCAAAGAGAACAGUCUAUGACUUGGGUAGCUGGAGUCUUUGUAAUAUUAUGGGCCUUCCUCUAGCACUGCCUGGUAUAGAGAUCAUGAAUGGCAGGGAGCUUGGCCCCAGAGAUGUACCCUCUGUCUGUUUGGCCCUGUCCGGGGGUAUCGUUGGACGGGGCCACAGUGUCUCCCGACCCCUCCUGUCUCAGCCUCCAGUAUUUAUGCUGCAAUAGUUUGUGUCGAGGGGCUAAGGUCAGUCUGUUAAAUCUGGAGUAUUUCUCCUGUCUUAUCUGGUGUCCUGUGUGAAUUUAAGUAUGCUCUAUAAUUCUCUCUCUUUCUCUCUCUUUCUCUCUCUCUCUCUCGGAGGACCUUACCCCUAGGACCAUGCCUUAAGGACUACCUGGCAUGAUGACUCCUUGCUGUCCCCAGUCCACCUGGUCAUGCUGCAGCUACAGUUUCAACUGUUCUGCCUGUGCCUAUGGAACCCUGACCUGUUCACCGGACGUGCUGUUUUCAACUCUCUAGAGACAACAGGUGUGGUAGAGAUACUCUGAAUGAUUGGCCAUGAAAAGCCAGCUGACAUUUACUCCUGAGGUGCUGACCUGUUGCACCCUCUACAACCACUGUGAUUAUUAUUAUCUGACCCUGCUGGUCAUCCAUGAAUGUUUGAACAUCUUGGUUAUGUUCUGUUAUAAUCUCCACCCGGCACAGCCAGAAGAGGACUGGCCACCCCUCAUAGCCUGGUUCCUCUCUAGGUUUCUUCCUAGGUUCCGACCUUUCGAGGGAGUUUUUCCUAGCCACUUUGCUUCUACACCUGCAUUGCUUGCUGUGUGGGGUUUUAGGCUGGGUUUCUGUACAGCACUUUGUGACAUCAGUUGAUGUAAGAAGUGCUUCAUAAAUACAUUUGAUUGAUUGAUUGUAGCGCCUUGCGGUCAGAUGCCAAGCAGUUGCCGUACCAAGUGGUGAUGCAGCAAGUCAAGAUGCUCUCAAUGGAGCAGUUGUAGAACUUUUUGCCAAAUCUUUUAAGCCUCCUGAGGGGGAAGAGGCAUUGUCAUGCCUUCUUCUGUGUUGGUGUGCGUGGACCAUGUCAAUUCCUUAGUGAUGUGGACACCGAGGAACUUGAAGCUCUCGACCCGCUCCACCUCAGCACCGUCGAUGUGGAUGGGGUUCAUGCUCAGCCCUCUGCUUCCUGUAGUCGACGUGCAUUUACUGGUAACAAAGUUCUCCCCCUCUUCCUCAGCCUCAUCAUCCUCAUCGUCACCGCCAGCGUAAACACAAAACUCUUCAUUCUAACAAACCAUGAAAUUCCAGAUAUAAGGUACCGUAUGUAAAUGUUCCCUGUCAGAGAAGCUCAGCUCCGGUCUGCUUUAUGUUUAGCACUCUGUCCCCUGAGAGGAUCCCACUGCACUGAGCCAUGGAAAUGUCAGCGGUCAAGUUUACAUGGGAAAAGUUGGAAAGCUAAACCGCCGGUCACCCUGGGCCACAGAAAAGACACGGGUGUGUUGCUCUUCGCUAUAGGGGGUAAGAUGUGGAGGUCUGGUGUUACACAGCUAACAUAUGUCAGAACACCUGAGCAGCAGCUAGCCCUCCCCAUUCCCUCCUCACGACCCGCUCCCCUCCACUCCUCUGCCACUCCUGGGUUAAUGUGCCCCCCAGCCGUGUGGCAGGGCGAGCUGGCGCGCUUCCCUCUCGCCCGGCCAGCCCCCACGCUGGGCAACCACGGCCCACCGACAGCAUCCAUCGCCCCGACAUGACGGAUCACAUAUGGAAGCCUUCCACCACCACCGGCGCACCGGCAGAUAGGGGGCAGGGGGAGGAUGGAUGGGAAGAGAGAGGGGGUUUAACACGGCAUAUAGAGAAUCAAGGUUCUACGCAGCAUUAAACCACACAGCAGAGGAAGAAAAGCGGUCUUCUCCAAACAAAGUUUCCCCCCAAUUAACAGUACCCCCUGUUACACCAAAGGUUCUCAAAGGCCAGAAGAUUUUGACCCGAAAAGGAAGGAGAUACACCUUAAAACAAUAGACAGACAGAGACACAAAGACAGAGAGAGAGACAGAAGGUGAAUGGGGGUGAGUGAGGGGACAUUGAGAGAAGAAGAAGAGUGUUCAGACAGCACUUUAUCACUUGCUUUAAAACUCUCAAUCUUCCUCUCGUCUUUAGCAUUUGAAGCGCUAAGGUCCCCAGUGCCAGCAAAGGUCAGGGCUAUGAUUUAUUGGUCUCUUAUGGAGGUGCUGUCUGUAGGGCUGAGCGUUGUGCCAUACGUCUGGACACCAGCCAACAUUACUGGGUUCAAACUCAGCCAACACACUAGAACAGGCUUGGGGUCAAUGCCAUUUCAGCUCAAAAUAAUGACUUGUCAUGAAGCAGGAAACUUUCCUCAAUAUGUAGAUUUGUAAAUAAUGUAUUUUCUUAGCCUCCUGAAGUAUGACCAUUUUAUUUGCUUGGCAGCACGCAAGGCCAGAAUCCACUAUGCUACAAACUCAAAGCACAUCAAUUCUCCUCUCUUUUCUCUCCAACAUGUUCAGACUGUAAUACGUGUUUAAUAUGAUACAUUACGAAGCAAAAUACUGCGUAAUUAUUUUUCAAUAUUUUAAUUCAAAUCUUUUUCAGAUCAUGUCCUUGUGAUGCCAAAAAUGUAUGAAAUAUGGAGAGUACCCUUGUCGAAGUUGAAAGUUGAAAAUUAGACGCUUGUUCAUUUUGAUGUAAAUACAUGAAACUUAAUAUCCUCCAGUCCAGUACCAUUUUCUUCCUAUUUAUCAAUUCAGGGUUAUUGAUCACUAAUGAUUCAUACAAGUGAAAAUUGUAUCAUUAUUUUCCUGAAUUGCACUUCAUUUGACAUGACAAGGUCUCACCACAUCAUUGUAAACAUUUGAAUGAUUGUAUUGCGUUUCAGGGAGGGCUUUUGCCUGAUAUGUGUGUCUGUAAACCAAAGAAAGAGGAUAUACAUAAUUAUGGUUCAUGGUUCUCAUUUAAUUUAAAGUCGGAAUAACAUAAUAACUUCCUUUAAAUAUUGCAUUCUUCAAGUAGGGUCUUCUCUUUCAUUUGACACGAUUCAAAACACCAUGACAUUUCAUCACAGUUUUCUUCUUUAAAUAUCUACUAAACCAUACCAACACGUGAUCUCUUUAGUUCACUACGGAAAGGGUUAGUCCCUACUGCACCCAUGAGAUGACCAUGGCUGAUGUCAUGUGUUGAUAGCGUCCCCGCUUGAGUCCGUGGCGAGAAAAGCAUUAUUACAUCACAUUGUCUGCUGGGAGAGACCAGCGCUACGCAGUAUGACGCUGGAACAUUUGUGUGUAUUAAAUCUCAGACUGUAAUUGCUUGAAUAAGAGUGAAAAUGAAAAACAACAUGGUCGUGAUGUGUAACAGAGGCCUGCUGUGGCACUGAAACUGUACACAACACAUACCGUGCAAAUGUCUCUGAACAGAAAUAUAGCAGAUAGAACAGAUGCCGUGUAGUCAGUAAUGGUCACGUUCAAUUACCAUGCAUUGUAGGCCUACACUGGAUCAGCCUCAAAGCCAUUAUUGGGCGGCAGGGUAGCCUAGUGGUUAGAGCGUUGGACUAGUAACCGGAAGAUUGCAAGUUCAAACCCCAGAGCCGACAAGGUACAAAUCUGUCGUUCUGCCCCUGAACAGGCAGUUAACCCACUGUUCCUAGGCCGUUAUUGAAAAUAAGAAUUUGUUCUUAACUGACUUGCCUAGUUAAAUAAAGGUUAAAAAAAAAUGUGCCAUUGUUGCUGUAGUACAGUAUGUAGACCAUAUAUAUAUACACACUACCGUUCAAAAGUUUGGGGUCACUUAGAAAUGUAAAGACCAUUGGUGGAAGAAGGUGAGGACCAAGAUGCAGCGUGGUAAGUGUUCAUCAUUAUUUUAAUAAACUGAACACUAAAUACAACAAGGAACAAAAGAAACAACCGAAACAGCUCCGUCAGGUGCAAAACACACUAAACAGAGAAUAACUACCCACAACCCAUAGUGGGAGAACAGGCUGCCUAAGUAUGGUUCUAAAUCAGUGACAACGAUUGACAGCUGCCUUUGUUUGGGAACCAUACCAGGCCAAAACCAGAAAUACAAAACAGAACAAAAACAUAGAAUGCCCACCCCAACUCACAACCUGACCAAACUAAAAUAGAGACAUAAAAAAGGAACUAAGGUUAGGACGUGACAAGAAAUGUCCUUGUUUUUUAAAGAAAAGCACAUUAUUAGUCCAUUAAAAUAACAUCAACUUGAUCAGAAAUACAGUGUAGACAUUGUUAAUGUUGUAAAUGACUAUUGAAGCUGGAAACAGCUACAAUAGUACAGAGGCCCAGAGGCCCAGAGGCCCAGAGGCAACCAUCACUUCUGUGUUCCAAUGGCAUGUUGUAUUAACUAAUCCAAGUUUAUCAUUUUAAAAGGCUAACUGAUCAUUAGAAAACCCUUUUGCAAUUAUGUUAGCACAGCUGAAAACUGUCCUUCUUUAGACUAGUUGAGUAUCUGGAGCAUCAGCAUUUGUUGGGUUUGAUUACAGGCUCAAAAUGGCCAGAAACAAAUAACUUUCUUCUGAAACUCAUCAAUCUAUUCUUGUUCUGAGAAAUGAAGGCUAUUCCAUUUGUGAAAUUGCCAAGAAACUGAAGAUCUCGUACAACGCUGUGUCCUUCUUCCUUCACAGAACAGUGCAAACAGUCUCUAACCAGAAUAGAAAGAGGAGUGGGAGGCCCCGGUGCACAACUGAGCAAGAGGACAAGUACAUUAGUGUCUAGUUUGAGAAACAGACGCCUCACAAGUCCUCAAUUGGCAGCUUCAUUAAAUAGUAUCCGUAAAACACCAGUCUCAACGUCAACAGUGAAGAUGCGACUCCGGGAUGCUGGCCUUAUAGGCAGAGUUCCUCUGUCAAGUGUCUGUGUUCUUUUGCCCAUCUUAAUCUAUAAUUGUUUUUGGCCAGUCUGAGAUAUGGCUUUUUAAUUGCAAUUCUGCUUUUCUUUAAAAAACAAGGACAUUUCUAAGUGACCCCAAACUUUUGAACGGUAGUGUACAUAAUGUUGUAAUGCAGUUGUGUUAUGUUUCAGUGGUGUUAUUUUUCAGUUGUGUUAUGUUUCAGUUGUGUUAUUUUUCAGUUGUGUUAUGUUUCAGUUGUGUUAUGUUUCAGUUGUGUUAUUUUUCAGUUGUGUUAUGCUUCAGUUGUGUUAUUUUUCAGUUGUGUUAUGCUUCAGUUGUGUUAUGUUUCAGUUGUGUUAUGCUUCAGUUGUGUUAUGUUUCAGUUGUGUUAUGUUUCAGUGGUGUUAUGUUUCAGUGGUGUUAUUUUUCAGUUGUGUUAUGUUUCAGUUGUGUUAUUUUUCAGUUGUGUUAUGCUUCAGUUGUGUUAUGUUUCAGUUGUGUUAUGUUUCAGUGGUGUUAUGUUUCAGUGGUGUUAUGUUUCAGUGGUGUUAUGCUUCAGUUGUGUUAUGUUUCAGUUGUGUUAUGUUUCAGUUGUGUUAUUUUUCAGUUGUGUUAUGCUUCAGUUGUGUUAUGUUUCAGUUGUGUUAUCUUUCAGUGGUGUUAUGUUUCAGUUGUGUUAUGUUUCAGUUGUGUUAUGUUUCAGUGGUGUUAUGUUUCAGUUGUGUUAUGUUUCAGUUGUGUUAUGUUUCAGUUGUGUUAUGUUUCAGUUGUGUUAUGCUUCAGUUGUGUUAUGUUUCAGUUGUGUUAUUUUUCAGUUGUGUUAUGCUUCAGUUGUGUUAUGUUUCAGUUGUGUUAUGUUUCAGUGGUGUUAUGUUUCAGUGGUGUUAUGUUUCAGUGGUGGUGGAGUUCUAAGGUGUCAUUGUACAGCUGCUCUAUUACUACGACACCCUCCCUCCUCUCCUCACCGGCUUCCAGGACAGCGAUAGCGAGAUGUUUAGCUGCAUUCAACAUGAAAGACUGCCUCUCUCUGCUGACAUAUAACUUGAAAAAGCGGCCACCAGUUUGCUUUCAAGAGGGGAGGAAAUUGAACACAACCGCCAUUUGAAGUGUGGAUUGAGAGACUGGUUUCUGAAGUGAAUAAACUGACGACAAAAUCCGGCGAGGAGAGCUUUCCCCGUGUCAUGAAAACCAUUGGACUCUUUAAAGAAUCCCACGUCACAUUUACAGAGAAGAAAAUAUAUAAAGGUGUAUUUAAAGGUCUAUGUUGGAGGAGAGGUUACACGUCCUCUGCACUACCAACAAAGGACCAUUACCUUCACCAGUGGAGAGAAAGGUUCCCUGAUGUUAAGUCACAAACUAAAACUGAGAACUCUGGUGGUGCCAGAGACUCUGACCUUCCUUCAGCAAACCUUUACAUCGCGUUCUCUUUCUCUGACUCGACUUUAAGUGUUGAACAGUCUUGAACAAAGUGCUACGAUGCCCCGCACUCUGCCGGUCUGGUCAGACAGAAAGCUCCAGAUUUCCGAUGACCAUGCACAGUGUGUGAGUAUUGUUUUCAAUGCGAUUGAUUGCCAGAAAAAUGCAUAUAUUAAAAACUCCC
Oncorhynchus keta (chum salmon) is the source of this 8404-nucleotide messenger RNA. RefSeq lists its product as uncharacterized. The coding region runs from base 6974 to 7909 and encodes 311 amino acids. The transcript is spliced from 2 exons. Lineage: Eukaryota; Metazoa; Chordata; Actinopteri; Salmoniformes; Salmonidae. The record is from RefSeq and is a predicted model, not a curated record.